CUCAAACACCCUUUGUCUUACGUACAGGCAAACACAUCGCUUUAAUAAACAAUGUUGUUCAAGGUACUACUUCUGGCUGUAGUGUGUGUGUUAGCUGUGACAGCUGAGCAUGGAUAUUCAUCACAACAUGUCCACAAACACGAUGGACACCAUGAGACCGUAGAAGUCAAAGGCGAACAUGGACAUCAUCACUUCGACUAUUAUACUCAUCCUAAGUAUGAGUUCGAGUACGAGGUGAAGGAUGGUCACACCGGAGAUCAUAAGGAGCAACAUGAGCACCGCGACGGUGACGUCGUCAAGGGUCACUACUCCCUGCAUGAGCCUGAUGGUUCCAUCAGACACGUGCACUACCACUCCGACAAGCAUUCCGGUUUCCACGCUGAUGUGAAACACAGCACCCACCACAUCGUGCCCAAACAUCAUGAUCAUCAAGCCAGAAGCAAACAAGGCGCACCCCCACCACCUCCGGACUCGUCGCUCAGCUCCGCCUCGCCGUCGCCGGACCCCAGCCCCGCAGGAUCACCGGUGACAGCAGUUGCGUCGAGCUCGAGCGACGACUAUUUCUCCCCGCCGACGUCGCCGACACCUGUACGUCGGCCGGGGAGAGGCCGGCCACCGACGGGCUUGGGAGCCAGGGGCCAACAGGCCCCGGGACGGGUCCCCGCUACCGGUGGUUGUGUGCGGCGCAUGAAAUGGUCUCAAACCAUAAAUGAGAACGUCAUGCGCUCGUACUACGGUGCUACAGAGGGAGGGACUAACCUCACUGCGUACCGUGAAAGGAUGCUUUCUAUAUUUCAGGUUCUUGAGCCAUCUAUCAACGUCUCGGCCCAACGACUGUCGGAUCAGGUGCGGGUCAUCCAACGCAAUCGCAGGUUGGAUGAGGCUGCGCUUGAUCGGCUACGCCUAGAAGCACUGCGCAAUCGUGUCGUCCCUGCACCACCACAAUCGGUGGCACAAACACCUAUAGUCUCACAAUGUGUGACGCCAACCACCCCUAUCGUUGGUGUGGAGGAUGACAGGGUUGAACAAGUGAGUACUCAGUGCAAUGAACGAUUGAGGAGUGCUUUGGAGGAUGCGAAACUGAAAAUGUACUUCAAGGUCCUAUGCAUCGUUACUGUCGUCGCAGUGGCCGUAUCAGCGGAAUAUGGUCACUCCUCUCAGCACAUCCAUAGACAUGAUGGACAUCACCAGGUUGUGGAAUUCAAGGAUAAACACGGACAUCACCAUGUCGACUACUACGCUCAUCCCAAAUACGAAUUCGCCUACAAGGUGGACGACAAACACACCGGUGACCACAAGGAACAACACGAGCACCGCGACGGACACGACACCAAGAGCGACUACAAAGUCCACGUAGAACACAUUGUGCCCCAUCACCAUCAUCAUCAUGAGCACCAUUAAUCGAUUUAUGAACUACCAAGAAUAUACUCGUAAUACUCAAACUGUUGUUGAUUUGUGCGUAGGAUGUUUUAC
Molecule: messenger RNA, 1473 nt
Organism: Spodoptera litura
Lineage: Eukaryota; Metazoa; Arthropoda; Insecta; Lepidoptera; Noctuidae
Cellular component (GO): extracellular matrix
Source: RefSeq, a predicted model, not a curated record